GCCGGGUGAAUGGGAUUGAAGAAGAGUUCAGCUUCUCGGCUUGUUUUUGUGUCACAGUUUCUCUUCUUCUGCGCCUCUUCUGCUUCGUUCCUUUCUUCCUGCCUGUCCUCUCCUCCCCUCUGCAGGAGGAGCCCCCCUGGGAAAGGGGAAGGAAAAGGACCCCUCAGAGGAGAGAGAGAGAAGAGAAAAGCAGGAGGAGGAGGAGGAGGAGGAGGGAGCAACCAACCAACCAUCUUCCACUCCCAGCUUAGAUUAAAGAAAGUGAGAGGAGGAGGAGGAGAGAGAGAGGAGCCAAGAAGAGGGGGACAGGGAGGCCCAGAGGAGCAGCUGCACCGCCUUCUCCCUAUGAAGAGGACUCCUUUCCCCCUCAAAGAGAGGUCCUGCCAGGGGGACCCCAGCCAGACCACCUCGGCGGCAACAUCACCACCACCAGCAGGGGGGACUAGAGGGCUGAAGAGGAUACUUGUUUAGCAAAGUUGGACUACUGGAAAGAACAAAGUUUUUCUUCUUAUUAAAACGAGCAUCUGAAGGUGUGGGGAUUUGGUAACCUCAACAGAGCAAGAAAGUGGAGAAGGCAGAGAAUGGAGUUGCAGACUCUACAGGAGGCUCUGAAAGUAGAAAUUCAAGUUCACCAGAAAUUGGUUGCCCAAAUGAAACAGGAUCCACAGAAUGCUGACUUGAAGAAGCAGCUUCAUGAACUCCAAGCCAAAAUCACGGCUUUAAGUGAAAAACAGAAAAGAGUAGUUGAACAACUCCGAAAGAAUUUAAUGGUAAAGCAGGAACAGCCUGAUAGUAAGUUUCAAAUACAGCCAUUGGCACAGACAGAAACUAAAAUACAAACAUCACAGCCUCUACAGCAGCAGCAGCAGCAGCAGCAGCCACAGCAGCAGACCACAGCACCCUCUCCAAACCUGCUUGGAUCACAGAAAACUGUAACUACAGCUUCUAUGAUCACCACUAAGACACUACCUCUUGUUCUGAAAGCAACAGCAACCAUGCCUGCCUCUGUUGUGGGUCAAAGACCUACAAUUGCCAUGGUGACUGCCAUCAACAGCAGCCAGAAAACUGUCCUUAGCACUGAUGCACAGAACACGCCUGUCAACCUCCAGACAACAAAUAAAGUCACCGGUCCAGGAACAGAGGCAGUACAAAUAGUGGCAAAAAAUACAGUCACAUUGCAGGUUCAAGCUACAGCUCCUCAGCCUAUCAAAGUGCCACAGUUCAUCCCUCCUCCCAGACUUACUCCUCGUCCAAAUUUUCUUCCACAGGUUCGACCAAAACCAGUUGCCCAGAAUAACAUACCUAUAGCCCCAGCUCCACCUCCCCCUAUGCUUGCUGCUCCUCAACUUAUUCAGAGGCCUGUGAUGUUGACCACAAAGUUCACCCCCACCUCCUUACCCUCUACACAGAAUUCUAUACACCCAGUUCGUGUUGUGAAUGGGCAAACAGCAACCAUAGCCAAAACUUUUCCAAUGGCACAACUCACCAGCAUUGUUAUAGCAGCCCCAGGUGCCAGGCUUGCUGGACCUCAGACUCUACAGAUCAGCAAACCAAAUGUUGAGAAGCAGACAGUCAAGCCCCAAGUAGAAACAGAGGAGAAGCCAACAGAGAUUCAUACUGUUACCUCUCCUGCACCUCCCAAGCCAAAACGAGAAGAAAACCCACAGAAACUUGCCUUUAUGGUUUCUCUUGGACUUGUUACGCAUGAUCAUCUGGAAGAAAUACAAAGUAAAAGACAAGAAAGAAAACGAAGAACCACAGCAAAUCCAGUUUACAGUGGAGUUGUUUUUGAGCCUGAGCGCAAGAAGAGUGCGGUCACAUACCUGAACAGCACAAUGCAUCCUGGGACACGUAAACGAGGUCGUCCACCUAAAUACAACACUGUGCUGGGAUUUGGGGCUCUCACCCCCACAUCCCCUCUGUCCAGUCAUCCUGAUUCCCCUGAAAAUGAAAAGACAGAGACAUUUAUUUUCCCUGCAACUGUUCAGCCUGUAUCCUUACCCAGCCCCAGCUCCAUGGACGGUGAUAUCCAUGAAGAUUUUUGCAGUGUUUGCAGGAAAAGUGGCCAGCUACUUAUGUGUGAUACAUGCUCACGUGUAUAUCACUUGGAUUGUCUAGACCCACCUCUGAAAACAAUUCCUAAGGGCAUGUGGAUUUGUCCCAAAUGUCAAGACCAGAUGCUGAAGAAAGAAGAAGCAAUUCCAUGGCCAGGGACUUUAGCAAUUGUUCAUUCAUAUAUUGCAUACAAAACAGCAAAAGAAGAAGAAAAACAGAAAUUACUAAAGUGGAGUUCAGAUUUAAAGCAGGAAAGGGAACAAUUAGAACAGAAAGUCAAACAACUCAGCAAUUCUAUAACAAAAUGUAUGGAAAUGAAGAACACAAUCCUGGCAAAACAGAAGGAAAUGCACAGUUCACUGGAGAAGGUAAAACAGUUAAUUCGCCUCAUCCAAGGCAUCAACCUUUCCAAAUCCAUAAACUCUGAGGGCAGUUCAGCAGCCAUUUCCAAUGGCAUGGACUCCGCCAGUAAUGUGACAGCUGCCACCUCCACCCCAGCAUCUUCCCCCUCCCAGAGCUGCAUGGUGAACUGUAAGAAGGGCAAUGAGACUAAAUAACAGAGCACAAUAAGAAGGAGCCAGAGGAGAUGGCAGCAAAGCAGAAGAACAUAACAUCCUCUAGUAAAGGAAAUGGAUUUCUUCUGGAAAGUACAAGAAACUCUUUAGUUCCAGAAAGAGUGCGAAGAUGCUCGUGCCGGGCGGCACUAAGUUUGCCAAUUGAUCCUUCUUAUUCUGUGUGUACAUGCAAAGUUUGGACCAUGUUACAUGAAUAGUGCCAGCUGGAGGUUCUUAGCCAGCAUCAUGCCAAGUUAAAUAAGAUAUUUACUCUCUAUAUUUUACACCAGAGUGUGCCUGCAGCAGCCUCCACAGCCACUAUAGGUUUGUUUUUUAUUUUUAUUUGGGGGUAGGGAGCAGGGAGGAGCAGGUUUCAGACCUUAUCUAUAGACCAGUUUUUGUUUAGCUAGGGGAACUUCAAAUCCAAAGAGCCUGUGGGCUUUUCCUGUUUCUAAAUUGUCCAUUACUACUAAACCAAAAAUGCAAAAAUAAGAAUUAACAAAUCCUAGUAUCCUAAAAGGGGAUGGGGAAGGGGAGAAAAACUUAUCCAGUAAGCAGUAUUUACAACUGUUUUUUACAGAAAACACAACAAAGGAUGAGGAAAGAUUUUUCAGUAAGUAUCCAAAAGGCUGAAGAUUACUAGACUGGCAACUUAGGGUUGUCCCCCCCCCUCCUUUCUCUCUCUUAAUGCAUUCAGAAAAUAUAUUCAAAUGCAAAUAAAAUGCAUUGUUGAUUUAGUUGCUACAUUAAGAAGGAAGCUUUUACUGAGGUAGGGAAGGAGACUAACAUGAUCAGCCUGCGUUUUUUGUAAAGCAGGCCAUGAGUGAAAAGAAUUUUUUUUUCUCUUUUUGGUACAUUUGUCCAGCAAAAACAGUAUCCCAAACAGCACAGCACAUGUCCCUAAUGUAUUGCCCAAAUAGGUAAAAUAUCUAUUUCCUUUGUUCCUUUCUCUUUUGGUUACAAAUGUAAGGAAUAUAAAAAACUCUUUUUUUCAGGCUGACAGUCCAAUAAAAAGGUAGAUGGGACCUUGCAUGGUAUAGAUUAGAAGUAAUAGUGUCAGUGAGAUACAGUGAGUCUUUGUGAGUCCGUGUGUCAUCGUUUUGGGCACUGUUUUUUAUGCAAGGGCAAAUCUUUGUAUCUGGGGAAAAACAACUUUUUUUAAAUUAAAAAAAGAAAAAAGAUAUUGAGGUCUUCCUAGUGUUACUUAAAAUAAGAUCAAGGUAAGAAACAUUGUAAAAAAAUUACAAAAGUGCUAUUUGUUUCCUAAACAAGUGAUUUCUAUUAAAAAGGUGUCAGAACUGGAGUAAAUUCUGUGUACUUAGAUUUUUUUAAAAAAAACAACAACAACAACAGAUUUUAUUUCUGGUAUUGCCAUAAUGCUGUGGUUUCAGUUUGAAAAUACCUUGGGGUGGAUAUCUUGAUAUUUGUCAUGCCAUUGAAAACAGCCUUCACGAUUAAAACUGAAUCUGAGCUGAAACCAUUUUUUAAACUAAGGGGAUUUCUUCUCUGUAAAAGCACAGAGAAUAGCAUUGACAGCAUUAAUCAUUUUUAUUCUAUUGCAAUAUAGCACCUAAGCUGAGGGAAUAACACCUCUUAUCUUACUUUUUAAGAUACUUGUCAAACUAAUCCUGCAAUGAUCAAAAGGCUGAUGCUGGACAUCAAAUCUGUAAGCCUGAAAUAGCCAGUUUUGUAUAUAUCAGUGCAAUCAUCCAACAUGUUUUUGGUGGCAGAACUCAUGUCACUAAAUCAUGACAAUGUUGGCCCAAACAUUAUCUGGAUACAUGUUAGCAGAACUCUUAUUUCUGCUAAUUGUUAAUGAUACAGGUGCGCUUAUUUACAUUAAAGAUCUAUGCAUCAUUAUGCACUUUAUUUGUACACUCAUUUCAAGUUUGCUAGUUAUUGUGGCUGCUCUGUUCUUUUGGGGGAUUUCAUUCUUGUCCCUGAAGCUUCAAUCAUUUUUAGUUAGGCUUCUUGCUUUUAGAGCCCAGCAACUGAUGGUUUAUUCUCAAGUUAAUUAGUGAACAAUAAGAAAAAAAUCCUGUCAAACAGAACUUGCUUUACAUUUGAAAAUGUCAGGGUUAACUGUCAUCUCUUGAUAUUUUGUAGUGAAGCUAGCAUAUUUCCAAAGAUUAUAAAUCAUUAAUGAGUAUAAAUGAAAAACAGACACUCAGAUUGACAGAUGCUCUGAGUAUACAAUAUCAUCACAAGAAUGCACAGAGCAAAUAUUACUAGAAACACAAGUUUAUAAAUUUUGUGUCUUACUAAGCCAACCAGUUAAUAAACCAUUUCAUAUUAUUGCCUGCCUGGGAUGUUUUAGCAAGCAAGAUUACAUGUGUGAUGAGUUGAAUUUGACUUUACAGGUUGCAAGCUUUUAGCCCUGUGUUAAGACAACUUUUAGAGAAAAAGGAAUCAGUGAAACCCAGUUUUAUCUGCUGAUGGUAGCAAACAAUAUCUUAAAUAUUAGUUACUGUAUUCCCAUUUUCUGGGUCCCUGGAUCAUGAGUUCACUUUGAAUUCACUGGAGUUUGGUAGCCAUUGUCACCUCCUGUCAUUCAGAGGGAAAUGGAAUAAAUGCAGAAUUACUCUUCCUGCUCAAUGUGACUUAGUGACUGAAGCUGUGAUCCCAUGGCAAAGUUAUUCUCUUCCUUUAUAUGCUGUAACAGGGGUGUCAAACUUGUGUCAUCACGGCACAGUCACAUGAUUUAUCGGGACUUCCCCCCCCCUUUGCUAAACCGGGUGUGGGUGUGGCCAGCGCAUGGCACACCUGACUUGCGGGCCGCAAGUUUGACAGCCCUGCUGUAAAUUAUGAAUAACAAAUUUUUGAAUCAGUGCCUCAGGAAGCAAGGGCAACUUCUUGUUUAUAAAGAAGCAUAAAAAAGUGUUGGGUUCCAGUUUUGUAUGAAGGAUAUGAUUUCUUGAGGCAAAUCUCCCCUGUACUAAAAAUCUGUUUUGGAUUUAUUCUGAUAAAAUGAAUAAAUCUUUUGUCUUCUGACUACUAGGAUUGCGAUCUAGCACUAUUUGAUAUUAUGAAUAAGGCUGUUGUAAGUUUAUCAUUCUGCAAUUUUAUACAUGCAUACUUUUCUUUGCGUCUCCUGCUCUGGCAAUGUAACCAGUUAAGAUGAAGGGAAAGAGAGGAAAGCAAUCAUUAGCAGGUUAUUCUGAAAUCUCAGUGUCCAGAAACAAAAUGUUGUUAAUAGAUUUGAAUUUUGAAAAUUGAGCACAAAUUAUAAAAUAAAAUUUGGACUUUAUAGAAGGAUUGUUCCAUAUUUACAGAAUGGAUAAAGAUUUUAUUGAACAAAAAAUGUGCAAUGAUGUAAUGAAUGUUAGAUUUUCUUCAAUGCAAGGGGUUGCUCUCAAAAUAAAAGGGAACCUCAGAAAAGACAACAUUUCUUGUUAGAUAAGAUUUCCAUUGUAAAUUAUUUUAUUAGAUAGAAUUACCACAUUCAGUGUUUCUGAUAACACUUCAUGUCAGCACUGUGUCAGAGAAAUAUUCAAAAACAUCAUUAGAAUUAGGAGAAACCAUGCUUAUGGUUGCUAGUGGCUUACAAUUAAUCUUGGUUUCCUCCUCCAUCAUUUUCUACAGCCUCUACUCAGUGCCACAUUGGCUGUUUAUAUCUUGUCAGCUGUAUUGGUGUAUCACAAUACAUUCUCUUAUAAAUGUGUGGUGCUGUAUAUCAUGAAAUUCAAUGUGAAUGUGUGAGGAAGUAAUUUGGAGUUAAAUAUUUUGAUUUAUAUUGUAAAAAAAGAAAGAAAGAUGGGCUGGUCCUUUGUGGGACUUGAUGCAGUUAAUCUACUGGAAAAUUGUAUCAAAUAAUUGUGCAAACACAGAUUUGUGAUGCAGCUGUAGGCCAGCAACAUGCUUCCCCUUGGCUUAAUAUUGUGAUUCCCCUUAUUUUAAGAUUUUGAUCCUAUUUAAUCCAUUGAUUUCCUUCAAAAUGUGAACACACAGCAAAGCAUUUUUGCAGUCAUUCUACAAUCUUUUUCUUUUUUUAAAAAGUUCCUACUUAAGAGGUGUGCUCUUGAUCAAUUCAGAAUUGCAAUAUAUUGUUAAUGUAUGACCCCUGCUACAAAUCCUACCAUGUUUCCCUGAAAAUAAGACAGUGUCUUAUUUUCUUUUGACCCC
This is a messenger RNA of Thamnophis elegans (Western terrestrial garter snake), 6731 nucleotides long. RefSeq names its product PHD finger protein 21A (gene PHF21A). Gene Ontology annotation, molecular function: chromatin binding. The record is from RefSeq and is a predicted model, not a curated record. Gene Ontology annotation, cellular component: histone deacetylase complex. Gene Ontology annotation, biological process: negative regulation of transcription by RNA polymerase II. The transcript is spliced from 18 exons. The coding region runs from base 582 to 2612 and encodes 676 amino acids. Lineage: Eukaryota; Metazoa; Chordata; Lepidosauria; Squamata; Natricidae.